This is a messenger RNA of Chanos chanos (milkfish), 1918 nucleotides long. RefSeq names its product prenyl (decaprenyl) diphosphate synthase, subunit 2 (gene pdss2). Gene Ontology annotation, biological process: isoprenoid biosynthetic process; ubiquinone biosynthetic process. The record is from RefSeq and is a predicted model, not a curated record. The transcript is spliced from 8 exons. Gene Ontology annotation, molecular function: prenyltransferase activity. The coding region runs from base 395 to 1531 and encodes 378 amino acids. NCBI's taxonomy places the organism in Eukaryota, Metazoa, Chordata, Actinopteri, Gonorynchiformes, Chanidae. Gene Ontology annotation, cellular component: transferase complex; mitochondrion.
CGGUGCGUCUGUUAUAACACCUGGGUUUGUACUGUCACUCUAGAAAGAGUGUGUCAACUAAAAGCUGUCUCGAAGACAGCCAGGGCUUAAAUAAAGUGGGACAAUUACCGGAGAAGCAGGGACUGAGUUGGACUUAAAAGACUGAGUAGUUAGUUUAAUAAUGAGGUGACAUUGUCGUAAGUGUCAAUGACUGCUAGGUAGUUAGCUUGGUAGGAAAUUUAGCUGUUAACUAACAUGAAGACUAUUAGCGUUAACGGUUAAGUGCUGAUACAUAGUGCAAAUAACUAUGGCUUUGUUAUAAACAGUUUAGUUUGCAUAACGUUGUUUAACACUUUGAAUUGACCUGUAUUUAUAACGACUGCCAGUUUGUGAGGAUCUUUGAAUACUGCUAAAGAUGGCAGUGAUGUGGUCUCGUCUUACUUGUAUUGGAUUAUUGAGCCGAGGUCAAAGGAAUCUAAGCAUCUUCUCAAACCCAUCGCCCUCGUAUUGGAAUAAAGUGGUGUCGGACGCUGAGAAGAUCGUAGGAUAUCCGACUUCCUUUAUGAGUUUACGCUGCUUGUUGAGUGAUGAGCUUAGCAAUGUAGCCAUGCACGUGAGGAAGCUGGUGGGGACUAAACACCCUCUUCUCAACACAGCAAGGGGGUUUGUGUAUGAGAGCAGAAAUAACCUGCAGAUGAGGGGACUGGUGGUUCUCCUCAUGUCCAAAGCCGCUGGUCCGAGCCCUGCUGCGUCCGAGCAGUUACUGCCAGACAUGGUCAGUGGGAUCUACCCCAGUCAGAGGAACCUGGCAGAGAUCACGGAGCUCAUCCACACUGCUUUCCUGGUGCAUCGUGGGAUAGUUAACCUUAAGGAGUGGACCAACUCGGAUGGUCCGCUCAAGGACAUGCAGUUUGGAAACAAGAUGGCGGUCUUGAGCGGAGACUUUCUGCUAGCCAAUGCUUGCACCGGAUUGGCUCAGCUCAAUAACACUAAGGUGGUGGAGCUGAUCUCGAGUGCCAUUGGAGACUUGGUGCAGGGAAUCUACCACGAAAACUCCAACAGCACAGAGGAGAGCAAUCUUACUGUGGCCUCAUGGGAAGACCAGACGUUUCUGUCCCAUGGUGCUUUGCUUGCGAAAAGCUGUCAAGCUGCCAUGGAGUUGGCCAAACAUGACAAAGAGGCACAGACCCUGGCAUUCCAAUAUGGCAAACACCUGGCACUCGGACACAAGGUGAACUCUGACCUCCAGCCAUUUGUGAAGAGAGGUACAGAUCCAGUGCCGUUCAGUUUAGACUCAGCUCCUGUGGUUUUCCACAGGCAGAUAGUCGGACCAGAGAGAUGGCUACAACAGCUCCAGCAGGUUAAAACCAUUACGAGGCAAAUGGAUCACACUAAGCUAUGGGAAGCAAUUAAAUCAGAAAAAGGGGUGAGCCAAGCUGUCGACCUGUGCUGUUACCACGGUAACAAAGCACUGGAAGCCAUCAAGCGGUUCCCCCCAUCCGAAGCACGCUCUGCAUUGGAAAACAUUGCUUGUGCAGUUACCAAGUUCUGAACCAGGUCAAGUCAGCCAAAUUUGGAAAACAUCCCCUGUAACUGAUAUCUAUUGUUAAUCUUUCAGAAUCUGUUGGGCUUGAUUCUCUCAAAUCAGGUGUUGUUGAAAACCACCUGUGUUGUCAUUUAGACUUAUUGAAAAGUUUUGGUUUUACUUGGCUGCUUAACUUGAUUCAAUGAAACUAGAUUCUGCUGAACCAUAUUUUGGUGAACGCAACCUAUUUUAAUAUUCUUAUUGUGCUGGAGAUUUUAUAACUGUCAUGUAACUGUUAUAUAACUGUUACAAUCUUGUAAUUUACCAUAAAGGAAUUGUCUCCUUCACUGCCCAAGUUAUUUGUUGUCUCAAAAAAGUGGUAUUGCUCUUACAGUAAAAACCAAGAAAGCUUAA